AUGAACAAAAUCGAUGGCUGGGGAUCUUUGGAGGCCGAGGGAAAAAUAUUCAUAAUGAUAAAGCCUCAACACGACGCUACCUUCUCACGCAUGAACAAAAUCGAUGGCUGGGGAUCUUUGGAGGCCGAGGGAAAAAUAUUAAUAAUGAUGAAGCCUCAACACGACGCUUCCCCCUCAAUCGCCCCCAAAAUCGAUGACUGGGGAUCUUUGGAGGCCGAGGGAAAAAUAUUAAUAAUGAUGAAGCCUCAACACGACGCUACCUUCUUAUCGCAUGAACAAAAUCGAUGGCUGGGGAUCUUUGGAGGCCGAGGGAAAAAUAUUAAUAAUGAUGAAGCCUCAACACGACGCUACCUUCUCAAUCGCAUGAACAAAAUCGAUGGACUGGGGAUCUUUGGAGGCCGAGGGAAAAAUAUUCAUAAUGAUGAAGCCUCAACACGACGCUACCUUCUCAUCGCAUGA
Molecule: messenger RNA, 459 nt
Organism: Necator americanus (New World hookworm)
Lineage: Eukaryota; Metazoa; Nematoda; Chromadorea; Rhabditida; Ancylostomatidae
Exons: 1
Coding region: 1-459 (152 amino acids)
Source: RefSeq, a predicted model, not a curated record